CGCAGGCCACUCGGUUUGUUCGCAUCAAGAGGGGCAGUACAUGCAUCCAAAGGCCUUCAGUGUUUCUUCUGUCUUUAGCUUCAACGCCUCCUUUCACCUGCGGCUUGUCCGCUCGAUAAAAUGGCGGAGUCCAACGCUUUCAAGCCCGGCGAUAUUUCCCGUCGGUUGUCGGUCUCCGAGAAUCCCAGAGAUGCAGACAAGCUGAAGCAGAUGGACCUUGAAGGUCAGAAGCAGCAGGUUGGAUCGGGCUCCGACUCCGAAGGAGAAAUUGGUCGGCAGAUUGAAAUGGAGUCCGAGAAUUCGAUCAAGUACAGAACCUGUAGCUGGCAGAAGACUGCCGCCCUGCUGUUUUCCGAGUACAUCUGUCUAGCUAUCAUGUCAUUCCCAUGGUCCUACUCCGUUCUUGGCUUGGUCCCGGGUUUGAUCCUUACAGUGCUUAUGGCCUUGAUUGUGCUAUAUACUUCGCUGGUCAUUUGGAAGUUCUGCUUGCGACACCCCCAUGUUCGCGAUGUGUGCGACAUUGGUCAAAUGAUCUUUUGGGACUCCAAAAUCGUGUGGUACCUGACUGCAGUCAUGUUCUUGCUGAACAACACCUUCAUUCAGGGCUUGCACUGCUUAGUCGGCGCCGAGUAUCUCAACACCAUCAGUGGUCACGGCACCUGCACCAUUGUGUUCUCUCUUAUCACUGCGGUUAUCUCGCUGAUCUGCUCGCUCCCUCGGACCUUCAGUGCUCUGUCCAAGGUUGCAACCCUGUCAGCAUUUACCACAUUUGUGUCUGUGAUGCUAGCUGUUAUCUUCUCCGCCAUUGAGGACCAUCCGGCGGGCUACACCCCAGAAAUGGGAGAUCCCAUCGUGAAAGCGAUCCCGGUCUCGGGAACGACCUUUGUCUCAGGGAUGAGUGCAUUCCUGAAUAUCAGCUACACCUUCAUUGGGCAGAUCACACUUCCGAGCUUCAUUGCGGAGAUGAAAGAGCCCAAGGACUUCUGGAAAUCGGUCACCGCCGUCACCAUCGCCGAAAUCAUUGUGUUCAGCUUGGUCGGUGCCAUCGUCUAUGCCUAUACCGGUAAUCAGUAUAUCACGUCACCAGCAUUCGGCUCUCUGGGCAACGAGGUAUACAAAAAGGUGUCCUUUUCGUUCAUGAUCCCGACGUUGAUUUUCCUGGGCGUGCUGUACGCCUCCGUGUCGGCGCGCUUCAUCUUCUUCCGUUUGUUCGACGGCACCCGCCACAAGGGCAACCACACUGUGCUCGGCUGGGCCGCCUGGACCGGUAUUCUCACCGUCCUGUGGAUCCUGGCCUUUAUAAUCGCGGAGGUGAUUCCCUUCUUUUCCGACCUGGAAUCGAUCAUGAGUUCCCUCUUUGAUUCCUUCUUCGGCUUCAUCUUCUGGGGCACCGCCUACCUGCGCAUGCGGCGGGAAGACUAUGGACCCAAUUUCUACCGUAACCGUGGCAUCCGCGGCUGGGUCGGCGCGAUCGUUAACGUCAUUCUCAUCAUCGCGGGAUUCUUUUUCCUUGGACCCGGAACCUACGCAUCCAUCGAAAGUGUAAUCAUCAGCUACAGACAAGGCACCGUCGGAAGCCCCUUCUCCUGCGCCAACACCGGGCUUUAAGCACGUCCAUCCACCUUUGAAAUGAAAGGGACAGAACACUCAAGACAAGCGCUGAACUUCCGAGACCAGCACCCUCCACCAACCACAAAACCCUUAAUGAUGACUUUUAACGAUUUCUUUUUCCGUCAUGUGUGUUCCAUCGGAACUUCACAGCAAUUCUUUACCUUAGUUGUUAUUAUCGUUUGGCAUACCCAUCGUUACGCUAUCAUGGAUGCAAAUAACAAAAUUGAAUGGCCAUCGGAUAAAAUGAGACUUGCUCGCGCGCCCGCCAUUGAGAUGACGGGGGUGGCAUGCAAGCUUGUUUUGUUUAUGGACAUGAUGGGAUGGGAAUAGUAGGCUUUUUAAUUCUUGCUUUGUAGAUUGUAGGCUGAGGUAGAUUCUCUGGAAGUACUUGGUAGCA
Messenger RNA from Aspergillus sclerotioniger CBS 115572, 2008 nucleotides. Its product is annotated as putative neutral amino acid permease. The coding region runs from base 121 to 1608 and encodes 495 amino acids. Gene Ontology annotation, molecular function: amino acid transmembrane transporter activity. NCBI's taxonomy places the organism in Eukaryota, Fungi, Ascomycota, Eurotiomycetes, Eurotiales, Aspergillaceae. The record is from RefSeq and is a predicted model, not a curated record. The transcript has 5 exons. Gene Ontology annotation, cellular component: vacuolar membrane. Gene Ontology annotation, biological process: amino acid transmembrane transport.